UUCUCAUUCAUAUUCGAUUAUCAAAAUUUGAAAUUGUGAUAUCCUAUCAUUAUCAUCAUUUAUAAUGUAUUGGAAUGAUACAACAUCAAGAAUUGAUUCCAUUCUACAGGAAAAGAAUGUAAAAUUGGAACAUAUUCUUGAUGAAGAUGAUGUCUUACAAGAAUGUAUGGGCAAUAAUGUAUCAUUGAUUCAAUUUCUAACGAAAGAAGAGACAAUGAUUCAAAUGUUGUCCAUGAUGACCAUUGAUCCUGAAUCUACUGAUAAUGAAAUGGAAAAUUAUAAAUAUGCUAAUACAAUCUGUGAGAUAUUGACACAUGAUGGCAAUGUAUUCUCUAAUCUUAUCGCUACAAAUCGAAAAUAUCUUUUGAUUUUAUGGUCAUUUCUUGAUGAAUCAUGUCGAAAUGAAAUUUCCGUUGAAAGUGAACAACAACAACAGCAGUCUGAUGAUAAAUCAGCUGAUACAAAUAUUGAAAAUUUGACUAUGGUAAAUGAAACACAAUCUAUUGAAACAAAUGAAAAUGAAGAUCAUAAAACUGAAAAGGAAAUCGUUGAUGAAACGGAAACAAAUAUCAUUGAAAAUAAUAUGGUUGAAGAAAAUGAUAAAGAAUUAGAAUCGAAAGAAAAAGAAGAUGAGAAACAAAAGCCAUCGAAACAAACAAAGCCAGUUGAUGGACGAUCAUUGAAUCCAUUAUUAGCUAGUUUUUUCACCAAAGUAUUCUCAUACAUGUUCAUGCAUGAUAUGGAACUUGUGUUAGAAUUUCUUCUUACUCGUAAUCCUCCAAACGAUCUCGUAACGGUGAUAUUGAAACAUAUCCAAGCAUCGGCAAUCAUGGAUUUUAUUUAUAAAACAUGGAAAUAUGUUAAUGUUGAUCAAAUUGGUCAACAACAAGAUGAAAAUAAAGUGUCGAUAGAGGCUACUACAACGAUGAUGAUGACUAACACCGAUACCAGUGACAAUGAUCAACAACAACAACAACAACAGCAGCAGCAACAACAAGAAUCCUUGAUUAAUUUGAAAUACAAUAAUUUAUUGAUUGAAAAUGGAUUUGUCGAUAAAUUGAUCGAUAUGUUUAAAAAUCCAGAAUUAGAAUCUGAACAACAAAAUGUUGCACAGCUUUUUUCCGAUAUGAUACGUUUAAAACGUGAAGUGCUUAUCAGUGCUAAACCCGUGCAACAAGAAGCGAUGGCAAAAUUUGAUCUAGAAUCGGAGGAUCUUGUACGACGAUUAUUAAACAAUAUGUUUGAAUGUCGAACAAAAAAUUCGAUCGUAAAUGGAUUGAAAAUCAUACAGGUGUUACUUCAUUAUAAUCGUGAAUAUUUGAAUAUGGUUAUACAACAAGAAGCUCAACUAUCAUCAAUGAUAACAGCAUCGAAAAAAUCUACCGAUCUUAUGAAUGAUGAUGAUGGGGGUGGUGGUGGUGGUGAUGAUGAACUAGAACAGAUGCCAAAGUUUUUAAAACAACAAAGUUCACUUAAUCUCAACAGAAUGACAGAAAGAGUGCUGGAAAAAAUUAUGGAUAAUGUGCCGGAAGGAAUUCAAAGUGAACAUCUUACACAAUGUGUUCGCAAUUGUUCAAAAGCAUUGAUUGAACGUUUAGAGGAUUUUGCGGCCAUUCUCAUCAAUUCACCUCAUUGUGAACCAAUGAAAACAACAGCCGGCAUUAUUGAAAAACCGCUUGGAUUCAUACGUCUUGAAGUGGUACAUUUAUUUGUUGCCUUAUUUGCAACAUCAGAUUAUCAAAUUAUGCAAAAAUGUUCACAAUUAAAUGUUUUGAAAAUUUUAACCGAUCAUUUUUUUGCCUAUCCAUUAAAUAAUCAACUACAUAAAUAUUAUUGGCAAAUCAUUUGUUAUAUAUUUCAAAAUUAUCAUAAUUAUAAAAUUAUCUAUGAUAAACAUCAUCAAUCAUCAUUGCCAUCAUCAAAUAAUAAUAAUAAUAUCGAUCAAACAAAUGAUGAAAAUUCAAAGAGUGAUCAACAACCCAUUAGCAAUAAUAAUAAUGAUGAUGAUGAUAAUGAAAAAAUAUCCUAUUUUCUAAAUCGAUUUGAAAUAUCAAAAAAAUUGGUUGAACAAAUUCUUAAAGAUUGUCAUUUGAUUGAAAAAAUUUUGGAUAGUUUUGCCCAUGAAUCGAUUCCUAUCAAAUCAUAUGAAAUGCAGAAUGGUGAUGAUGCUGAUGGUAAAAAUCAAUGUCAUGAUAAAGUGGAUGAAAAAUCCGAAUUAAAUGAUGACAACCCUUCAGCUAUAGAUGAUGAGAAAAAAGAAAAUAUCGAAGAUGUCGUUAUGGAAGAACAGCAACAAUCCGAAGAGAAAAAGUCGAAUACUGAUGAAGAAACGAUAGUUUCAAAAAAGCCGAAACUCAUAUCAAGGCCUGGUUAUCUUGGCCAUUUACGUUUGAUAGCUAACACAUUGAAAGAGCGUUGUAACGACGAUUUAUUACGUGUAUGUUCAUUUGAAGAAAUGCUACCACAAUGGAAAGAAUUUAUUGAAGGUAAAUUAGAAAAAUUGAAUAAAUUGGUAACUACCGAACUGGUACCCGAAUCUAAACGUAAUCCAAUGAUUGAACAAAUUCUUAGCGAGGAAUCUGAAUUUCUUGGCUAUCAAAAAGAGGAAUUUACAAUGUCAAAUAUGAUAAGAGAACCAAAACCAUUGCCCGAAUUCAGUAAACAAAAUGUGGAUAUCAAUGAAACUUUAAAGCUCAAUGAUAAUAUGAUGAUUAAUGAUAUUGAAAAAUUCUGGGAAAGUCCUAGUGAAGAUUUUGAAAGUCUUGAAAAAUAUUUUGAAUGUUCCACUAGAAGCCAGGAAGUGAAUAAAAAACUUGCCAAUCCCGAAGAUAUCGAUGAGCCAUGUGCUAAUGAUGAUUCAUUUAGUCCAUCGACAGCCGAUGAUCAAUGGCCAAAACGAUCGGAAUUUCUGGCUCAAGAAUGUUUUGCUUCAUUUGAUUCGAACGAAACAACUCAGAAAGUGUCCGAUGGAAUUGGUCUCCAAAACCUGGAAGAUUAUUUCACCGACAUUGAUGUAUUCAACAAUUCGGCUACGAUGAAUAUGAACAAUACUAUUGAACAACAGAAUCCAUGGGGACCAACUAUUGAUGGUUCAUCAUCGAAUUCGAAAAUUGUCAACGAUGAAGGUUGGGCCAAUUUUCUUAACGAUCCAUUUGCAUCAUCACCAAUGGUUUCGAUUAUGAAUCAGCAGCAACAAUUUUCAAAAGAAACUGAGUCUACCGAACAUGUCAAUGAUGAUUUGGCAAAUAAAUCCAAUAAUAUUGAUGAAGAGGAUUCAUUUGUUGCAAAUAUAAUAUACGCUUCAUCGCCUACUCGAAACAAUGAAAAUGAUGAUGAAAAAGGCAAUCUGGAAAUGGUUGCCAACAAUUCUCAAACGAAUGCUGAGGAAACAAACAAUGAUUUAUCCGAAACACCCUAAUCUAUAGCCAUUGAAAGAUGAUUUUUUCGCUUUUCAUUUUUAAAAAAAACGAUAUCGUUCUUGUCUGAGCAACUACUAUUUAAUAUUAGAAACAAUUUGUACACACACACACACAGUGCCCUAUGUAUAGAAUCUCCGUAUAUAUUGGGAAAAUCUUUGUCAUUUACCAUUGUGAUCAUCGUUCUUAUUAAUUGAUACAAAUUAAAACAAAAAUAAACAAAA
Dermatophagoides farinae (American house dust mite) is the source of this 3640-nucleotide messenger RNA. RefSeq names its product phosphatase 6 regulatory subunit 1-like protein fmt (gene fmt). Gene Ontology annotation, molecular function: protein phosphatase regulator activity; protein phosphatase binding. Gene Ontology annotation, cellular component: nucleus; cytosol. The record is from RefSeq and is a predicted model, not a curated record. Lineage: Eukaryota; Metazoa; Arthropoda; Arachnida; Sarcoptiformes; Pyroglyphidae.